This is a messenger RNA of Zingiber officinale, 1242 nucleotides long. Its product is annotated as GDSL esterase/lipase At1g71691-like. The record is from RefSeq and is a predicted model, not a curated record. The coding region runs from base 29 to 1108 and encodes 359 amino acids. The transcript has 4 exons. NCBI's taxonomy places the organism in Eukaryota, Viridiplantae, Streptophyta, Magnoliopsida, Zingiberales, Zingiberaceae. Gene Ontology annotation, molecular function: hydrolase activity, acting on ester bonds.
UUCGAAGAAUUAAUUAACAGAAUCGAUCAUGGAGAAGCUGCAGCAGGCCGCCACCAUCUUCCUCUUCCUAAGCUUGAUUAGUUUCUUAGCAAAUCUCUCGACAGCGGCGGCCGCCACUUCGCGGGCGGUCUUUGUCUUCGGUGACUCCACCGUCGACGUCGGAAACAGCAACUUCUUGAGUGAUGCACCCAAAGCCAACUUACCCCCUUACGGUGUCGAUUACCCUGGCCGGAUUCCCACCGGCCGGUUCAGCAACGGCUUCCUCGGCGUUGACUUCGUUGCCAAGGCGGCGGGGUUACGCAGGAGCCCGCAACCUUUUCUCUCUCUGGAUCCGAACGCCCGUCACGGGAGGCGAGGAGUAAACUUCGCCUCCGCCGGCUCCGGCGUUCUCGACACCACGGGGAGGUACGUCGUGAGGAUGACGCAGCAAAUACAAUACUUCUCCACGUUCGCCGGGAAUCUCACGGCGGCAAAGGGCGCCCGGUCCGCCGCCACCUUCUUGAACAAGUCACUCUUCUGCGUCAGCGUCGGGAGCAACGACCUCUUCGCCCGCUCCGCCACCCUCAUCCCCGGAAACAGCACCCAGAAGGACGAAAUCGUCGCCGCCGUUCUCCGACAGUUUGCGGACCAACUGCGGAGCCUUUACGAGCUCGGAGCGCGAAAGUUUUCGGUGGCCGGGACCGGGCAGAUCGGGUGCGUUCCGGGCGUCAGGAGGGUGGUUCCGGGGAACGCGUGCAGCCAGGAGCUGAAUGAUCUGUCCCUGAGGUACAAGACCGGCACGAGGGCCCUGUUGGAGCAGCUCGGCAUGGAGCUGGAGGGGUUCAGAUAUUCAUUUUCCGAUUCCUUCGAAAUCGGUAGCCACAUCCAGUCGGAUCCCAAGAAAUACGGUUUUACGGAGCUGGCAGCUGCGUGUUGUGGGUCGGGAAGGUUGAACGCGGAGGGGCGGUGCACUCCCAACUCCACGUACUGCGGCGACCGGAAUCAGUAUUUUUUCUGGGACGAAGUCCACCCGACGCAAGCGAUGUACCGGCUGGGAGCUCGGCUGUCGAUCUACGGGCCACGCCAGUUUGCUUACCCUGUCAACAUCCACAACUUGCUGAAGAAUUAAUUAAUUAAUUAGAAAAUUUAUAUGGUCUUUUAAUUGUCAUAAUUAAUGUCGGGGAAAAAAAUUGAAUUAGUUGGAAUCAGAAAAAUUAAAUAUUUAUUCGUAUAUAUUUAUGGUUUUGAAAUAAUUAGUAAUGA